AUUCUUGCAUUCUAUCCCAAGUCGAUUUUGUGGCAUUCAACUACACUGCAAUGGCGAAGCUUAAAGUUACUAACAUUGUUUUCUUUCUGUUAUUGGGCAUAGGAAUAUGUUCAGCUGCUAGAACCCUCCUCACUUAUGAUCAUGUAGGUGUUGGGGCUGAGGUAGGCGCCUAUGGUGCAGGCCAUGGCAUUGGUGGUGGCGCUGGUGGUGGUGUUGCUGGUGGAGGCUAUGCUGGUGGUGGUGGAGGAGGUUCCGGUGGAGGUGGUGGAUAUGGAGCUGCAGGUGACCAUGGUUAUGCCAGCGGAGGUGGCAGUGGAGGCGGAGCCGGUGGUGGUUCUGGCUAUGCAGCUGGAGGAGAGCAUGGUGCUGGAUAUGCUGGAGGAGGUGGUGGUGGAAGUGGAGCAGGAGGUGGCUAUGCUGGUGGAGGACACGAUGCUGGACAUGCAAGUGGUGGUGGUGAAGGUGGUGGUAGCGGAUAUGGUGCUGGAGGAGCACCUGGUGGUGGUUAUGGUGCUGGAGGUGGUGGAGGCAGUGGUGGCGGCGGAGCAGCUGCAGGUGGAGCACAUGGUGGUGGAUAUGCUGAAGGCGCAGGAGGAGGCAGUGGUGGCGGCUAUGGUGCUGGUGGGGCACCAGGAGGUGGAUAUGGUGGUGGAGGUGGGCAUGCAGGUGGUGGCGGUGGUGCUUAUGCUGGA
This is a messenger RNA of Nicotiana tabacum (common tobacco), 692 nucleotides long. RefSeq lists its product as uncharacterized. The record is from RefSeq and is a predicted model, not a curated record. Lineage: Eukaryota; Viridiplantae; Streptophyta; Magnoliopsida; Solanales; Solanaceae.